Molecule: messenger RNA, 1156 nt
Organism: Opisthorchis viverrini
Lineage: Eukaryota; Metazoa; Platyhelminthes; Trematoda; Opisthorchiida; Opisthorchiidae
Exons: 5
Coding region: 1-714 (237 amino acids)
Biological process (GO): protein import into mitochondrial matrix
Cellular component (GO): mitochondrial inner membrane; TIM23 mitochondrial import inner membrane translocase complex
Molecular function (GO): transmembrane protein transporter activity
Source: RefSeq, a predicted model, not a curated record
AUGGCUCGGUCAUGUGCUACGCAUGCCGAAACAGCAUCUACCGAAACGAGUGUUGUACGGCACCCCUUGGUUGCACACCCUGCUUGUGUGGACUGGGAACAUUUAAGUUCACUGACUAUGGCUACUACUGACCGUAAUGACGCCAACCUACUGGUCUCACCUUUCCUCAAUUUCGACCCGUCUCUUCUUGUAUCGAAUUCAGGUGAGCAGUUCAUAUUUCCAGAGGGUGAAAAACAUCGUGGGCGUUUUGAACGAUCCUUCUCAGAGAUUGGCGCCAUGGUCAUUGGAGGUGAGUUCCUACUUCCAGUUCCAAUGGCUCUUCGUCCAGGAGCCACUUUAGGCGGAAUUCGAGGACUUUAUGCUGGAUUGAGUGAUGCAGAAAUAAAAAAGUUACCAACGGUAGCCAUCAAACGCACACAGCUACUCAAUCAUGUUACAAAAUCGGGUGGGACGCUUGCCCAAACAGCCGGCAGCAUCGGGUUGAUAUACGCCUUAUCUGACUUCCUGAUUCACAAACUCCGUGGUGGAGCCGAUGAUGAAAUCAAUACGGUGACUGCUGCCACAUUUACCGGAUGUGUAUAUAAGUCUCCAGGUGUUUUCAAACCCGGUGGUUGGCAACGGUGUCUGCGCGGUGGUGCUGUAGGACUGGUGGUGGGAUCGGUCGCGGUUGCAUUUACCAGUUGGUCACACAUAAAGUACAUGCUUGGCAGUUAAAGCGCCUCUUGCCUUUGCAUAGUCCACGCCGCAUGUGAAAACAACAAUAUGCCUUUCGUAGCCUUCGUGUUCAACCAUGUACAGAGAACACCUCAACUAUUUCAGUACAUUCUGUUCCUAGACCAUGUUUGGACUUUCCCGUCAGACUGGUGUGUGAAUGUCGGACAUCCAGGUCUCAUAUGUCCCUCUUCAUUCCGAACCUUCGACUACUCCCCGCAAAACGACUGCGUCACUCUCACGAUCCUGUGCCGUUCUAGUUGUUGGAUCGUUUCCACUUCGUCUAGUUCCAUACUUAGCGCAUUAUUUCCCCUCAAUAACAGUGUAUUGUGAGCCAGAUAGGUCACGGACGGUCUUUUCAUAUCUCUGGGGAACUGCUCUCUCAUACAAUAUUCGCUGCAGUCCGAACCUAAAUACCAUUCCUCACCUGUAUAGGUGCUACUCU